UAGUAUUAUUUAGGUUUAUAUUGGAUAUGGGUCUCUUUGUUGUCUACAUGAAAUCUCGUUCAGAUUAGUUUUUUUUUAGAAAAUAUCCUUUAAGGCUAUUAACGUUACCGAAAUAAUCGAAGUUGGUUGGAUUUUUUCUGUUUUUUUUCUUAUGAUUUUAGAUUAAACAAUGGGAAAGAAGCAUAAGAAACAUAAGUCUGAAUGGAGAUCCUACGACGCCGGUGAGCUCGGCUCCCCCGGAGAUCAGUCUCAGUAUUAUGUGGACAAACCUCUGGAAAAGCCUUUAAAGCUAGUGCUUAAAGUUGGAGGUAGUGAAGUCACAGAACUAUCUGGAUCUGGACAUGAUUCAAGCUUUUAUGAAGAUCGAUCUGAUCAUGAACGUGAGCGUCACAAGGAGAAGAAAAAAAAGAAGAAGAAGAAAUCUGAAAAAGAAAAAGAUAAGUAUUUGGAUGAGGAUGAAAGGCGACGACGAAAGGAAGAAAAGAAGAGAAAACGAGAGAAAGAACAGUGUGAUUCUGAAGGUGAAACAGAAGUUUUUGAAUCAGUAAGAAAAGUAGACAUUGAAGCAACAGAUCGGCCAGUUAGAGCAUGCAGAACACAUCCAGCAGAAAAUGAAAGUACCCCAUUACAACAGCUCUUGGAAUAUUUCCUUCGGCAGCUGCAACGUAAAGAUCCAAAUGGAUUUUUUGCUUUUCCUGUGACUGAUCAAAUUGCUCCUGGAUAUUUCAUGAUAAUAAAAAACCCAAUGGAUUUUAGCACAAUGAAGGAGAAAAUUAGCCAAAAUGAGUAUAAAUCAGUCACAGAAUUUAAGGCUGACUUUAAGCUAAUGUGUGAUAAUGCGAUGACUUAUAACAGACCAGAAACUGUCUACUACAAGUUGGCCAAGAAACUGCUACAUACAGGUUUCAAGAUGAUGAGUAAAGAACGGCUUUUAGCUUUGAAGCGCAGCAUGUCGUUUAUGCAGGACAUGGAUUUUUCUCAGCAGGCAGCACUUUUGGGGGAUGAAGAUACUACAACCGAAGAGCCUACUCCUGAGAUCAUUAUGCCCACUGCAGCCGAAGUUGUAAAGAAAUCUAAAAAGCCAAGCAAGGAUAUGUUUCGGGUUAUGGAGGAAGAUCAAAGCUCAAUUUUUGAACCUGAAGGAAAUGCGUGUAGUUUAACAGACAGCACCGCGGAAGAACAUGUACUGGCUUUGGUGGAGCAUGCUGCAGAUGAAGCAAGGGACAAGAUAAACAGAUAUUUGCCAAACUGUCGGAUUGGUUACCUUAAAAAGAAUGCAGAUGGAACUUUAAUUUAUACUGUUGUCAAUGGUGACCCUGAAAAUGAGGAAGAAGACACGCAUCUAGUAGACUUGAGUUCUCUGUCAAGCAAACUGUUACCUAGUUUUACUACACUAGGAUUUAAAGAAGACCGGCGGCAUAAAGUGACAUUCCUCAACAGUACUGGUACAGCACUGUCUUUACAAAACAACACACUCUUCACAAAUCUUAAACCAGAUCAAAUAGAUUUGAUGUAUGCUGGCUAUGGUGAUGAUACAGGAAUACAGUGUGCUUUAAGCCUUCAGGAGUUUGUGAAAGACUGUGGAAGCUUUGCAAAAAGAAUGGUAAAUGACCUUCUAGAUCAGAUAACUGGAGGCGACCAUUCUAGAACUAUUUAUCAGGUAAAACAGAUGGCAGGAUCAGAGAGGGAAGGAAGCAGCAAUUCUGUACUUGACUAUAUGGCCUUAAAAACAUACUCUGAUGUGUCUCUUGAUAUGUCCAUGCUAAGUUCUUUGGAUAAAGUAAAGAAGGAGCUAGAACAUGAAGAUAGUCAUCUAAAUUUAGAUGAUGCAUCUAAACUCUUGCCUGACUUUCAUGAUGUUCACAAUGACAGAGGAGGAUCAAGGCCAUCUUCAAGCAGUUCAGUGUCCAACAACUCAGAAAGAGAUCACCAUUUAGGAAGUCCUUCACGUAUCAGCGUUGGAGAACAGCAAGAUAUUCAUGAUCCUUAUGAAUUCCUUCAGUCACCAGAAACUGAAAACCAGAAUUAAAAAUUGUAUUAACUUUUUAAAUAAUGGACAUUUUUUAAAUAUUUGUGUAGUUUUUGUAAUGAAUUGCAUACCAUUAAGGGCAGAUAUGUUUGUGUACAUAGAAGUACAGUUGAACCAGAAAUUGGUAUGCAUUGACCAUGUGCCUGCUAUGCCAAAAGUGUAGCAUUCAUUCAGAAGUAUCAUAUAAUGUAAAGUAAACAAGUAUUUUGAAGAUA
This is a messenger RNA of Xenopus tropicalis (tropical clawed frog), 2244 nucleotides long. RefSeq names its product bromodomain containing 9 (gene brd9). The record is from RefSeq and is a predicted model, not a curated record. Bases 170 to 2029 code for a protein of 619 amino acids. The transcript has 16 exons. Gene Ontology annotation, biological process: chromatin organization. Gene Ontology annotation, cellular component: nucleus. NCBI's taxonomy places the organism in Eukaryota, Metazoa, Chordata, Amphibia, Anura, Pipidae.